AUGGCUCUGGUGAUAGUGUUUGCCUUGAUUGUCCUGGGCAUCCUCCAGGCGCAACCGGAGGCCAGAGAUGAGCUGGAUGCGGCUAUGUGCCGGUGCAUGCAGCAGCGUGUGGAGCAGCUGACCCAGGAGAUGGCUCGGCUGCUUGAAGAGAUGAAGCAGAGCCCGCAGAAGCCCAACUGGGUGGCCAGGGGAGCCCUGCUCUUCGCUGCCUUGCAGCAGUGGCAGUUCUGGGCCUUUGCUGGAGGCCUGGUCCUGCUAUUUUGCCUCUGCUGGCAGCUCUGGAAAAGGAGCCAUGAGCCAGGAAGCAGCAGCAAGCGUGGCAGCUCCAGAAGCCUUGAAGAGGAGGAGGAGGAGGAGGAGGAGGAGGAGGAAGAGUGGGAAGACCCAUUACAUACGGAGAGGUUUCUGGACGAGUACACAUUGUGGCCACUGCCGAACAGGCAAAAGACAUGCAAGGUGGUGGAAGAGCUGGUGAACGAACUUCUCGGGGUCUGCCGAAUCCUCUCUGGCAAUGACUUCAUGCCACGGCUGCAGCCAGCUGUCGGGGUGGGCAGCUUCCUAGAAGGCUGGGGUGAUGGUGAAGAAGACCUUGUCUAUUGCCUGCUUGUGCCCCUGAAGCCACCCCCCGGGCACUCCUUCCACCUCGAGCUGGGCACCCAAGAGGAGAUGCUGGUGAGGAACUCCCGCCUGCGUGUGGAACUGGAGUGCCUGUGCACAAGAGAGCGGUGGCUGGGGGACAUGCUCUGCUUCCUCCACCACUCUGAGGACGAGCUGAUGAGCAGUCAGGAAGCCAGCCUCCUACAAACCCUCUGCACUGGCUCGUACCUCGACAGGCAGAAAACCGCCUUCUGGCUCCAGGAGCUGAUGACAGCAGCCUGCAUGGCUGUGCCUCAGGCUGCCACAUGCAAGAUAACGGUGCUGCCCUCCACGCACUUCUGCAAGCUCAAGCUGACCAACACCUCCGAGGGAUCCCUCUCCAUUGAGCUGAUCUUAGCGGUGCAGCAAGACAACUCGGACACGUUCGUGAGCAUGGAGUAG
Messenger RNA from Fulmarus glacialis (Northern fulmar), 1038 nucleotides. Its product is annotated as inositol 1,4,5-trisphosphate receptor-interacting protein-like 1. The coding region runs from base 1 to 1038 and encodes 345 amino acids. The transcript has a single exon. Gene Ontology annotation, cellular component: membrane. The record is from RefSeq and is a predicted model, not a curated record. Lineage: Eukaryota; Metazoa; Chordata; Aves; Procellariiformes; Procellariidae.